GACCAGGCGGGAGAAUAAAUACGAAAACUUUGAGGUGUCUCUGGGCUGCCUUCUAGAAUUGUGUGUUUUGUUUCCAGCUCAUAAAUUACUUUUGGUUAAAUUGGGCUGGAUGGUUUGUAGUUUAUUAUGUUAAAAGAAACUAGAAACGACACGUGAGGGUGGGGUUUUUUUGGGAGUAGGUUAAUAGUAGAAAGAAGAAUAAGGAAGGGGUGGAUCCAUUGUGAAGAGAAGAAUGAUAGGAUAGGAACUGGUGACAAAGGGUUGAGUGCUUUAAAGCUUACUGUGGUGUCGUUGGUGCUCUCUGAGCUUGGUUAUUUUCUUCCAGACGUGCAACUAAGGAACAACAUCAGUUCCACGUGCUUAAACUCAGUUACUGGUGAUUGAUCCGCUGCCUCUGCUGGAAGUUGGUUCCAAGCUUCUGCUACUCUUGAUUGUGUUGGUUCACUCGCGUGGUUUUAUAGGUUAACAUGGCCUAUCAAUCAGAGGUGAUCAUUGAUGCUCAGCCACAACCUGCAGGCACCAGCUACACCUUCAAUAAUCAAGGCAACUGGAAUUCGGAGCUGUGUGACUGCUGUUCUGACAUGGGCAUCUGUCUUUGUGCCACUUUUAUACCCUGCGUCCUUGCCUGUCGGGUCUCGGAACAAGCUGGGGAAUCCUGCUGUCUCCCAUUUUUGCCAGGGUCUCUGAUCGCUCUCCGUACAGGAGUGCGUGGAAAAUACGGUAUUCAGGGGUCUAUCUGUGACGAUUGGGUGGUCAUGUCCUGCUGUAUGCUGUGUGGUCUCUGUCAGAUGGCUAGAGAGCUGAACAGGAAUUGAGAAGACAGAAGAAGUGUCCGGUCUUCACUCUGGAGAAAGCGAAGGAAGAGUUGAAGAAAUGAGU
Molecule: messenger RNA, 879 nt
Organism: Crotalus tigris (Tiger rattlesnake)
Lineage: Eukaryota; Metazoa; Chordata; Lepidosauria; Squamata; Viperidae
Gene: CNFN
Product: cornifelin
Exons: 5
Coding region: 468-815 (115 amino acids)
Cellular component (GO): cornified envelope
Source: RefSeq, a predicted model, not a curated record